UGCCUGCGCGCGUCCUGACAGAUGCUCAUAUAAAGAGCGCGCGGGUGGACAUGGACGAGAGACUCAAGUAUUUUCACUUUGCUGGAUGCCCUUGGCCUUCACAUAUUGUUUAUUUUUAUUGGAUAUCUUUUUAAUCUUUCCACGAUCCAAGGGCUUAACCUAACUUUGUUCUGCUGCACUUUUUUAUUUGUUAGACUGAACAUCGGGAUUUGUCACAAUUUUCCUGUUAAAGACAUUCCUGCUACUGUGAAAUGGAAUCUAAAGACAUUCAUCUGUAAAAUAUGCCAACGAUCAGGACCAGGUUUGAUGUUUGUUUUAAUUUUGCCUUAAUUAUUGGAUUUAACAGAUGAGGAUAUUUGAAGGAAUUCUGACAGAAAAACAACACGAUGAAAAUGCAACUAAAAUGCUUGUUUUAUUUGCUGGUCUGUUGUGAACUAUCAGUGGUUCUUGCACAUAUUCAUAACAGGACUGAUAUCAAUUCAGACAUCGAUUAUUUGCCAUCUAAAUCGCGUCAGAUCAGCACUAACAGCCGACAGCAACAUGCAACAUCCGAUCAAAUUAAUGCCGAUACGGACAAGCAACAGCUACAACCCACAGAUGACUUUUCAUUGUCUGAGACAAAUUUAGUAAACGAAAAUGUCAGAAAGGUAAGAAAGUCGAGACAAAAACACGACAACACUCACACUGUGAACAACUACAGUCACGUAACGUUGUUAUUAUUUAGACAAAUACGCAACGAAAGUGCAUUUAAACUUCGGCAAAAAAGAGAGACUGUGAAUGAGACGAGAUAUGAACAUGACAGAAAUCAAGUAUCGUCCGUUGAGUUUUUGGAGACAUUACCGAAGCCCCUAGCGCAGAUCGAGGCCACAGAAUUCCCACUCAAUCCCACAACUAUUCCUGAAUUGGACGCAUCGCCAAUGGAAGAAUAUGAGGAACCUUUCACACCCUUUAGUGUCCGACCGAGAACCCCAGGGGUGAAGAAUCCUUUUUACCCCGUUACAGGUGACUCGUAUGGGGCAUAUGCCGUCAUCUGCAUUUCCAUCAUCAUCUUCGCCGUGGGAAUUUUGGGGAAUAUCGCGAUCAUGUGCAUAGUGUGCCACAAUUACUACAUGAGGAGCAUUUCCAACUCCUUGCUGGCCAAUCUUGCUUUGUGGGAUUUUGUCAUUUUGUUUUUCUGCCUGCCGCUCGUGAUUUUCCACGAGCUCACUAAGGAUUGGUUGCUCGGGGAAUUCUCCUGUAAAGUAAUUCCUUACAUUGAGGUGGCUUCUCUAGGAGUGACUACAUUUACCCUAUGCGCUUUGUGCAUUGACCGUUUCCGCGCCGCGAGCAACGUCCAGAUGUACUACGAGAUGAUCGAGAACUGCACUUCCACUACAGCCAAACUGACAGUGAUCUGGCUCGGUGCUCUUCUACUUGCCCUUCCUGAGCUCCUCAUCCGGCAGCUGGUAAGAGAGGAACGUGAGCCUCCGGAGGUGAUACCUUGCGAGCACUGCGUUGUCCGGAUCUCCACAGCCCUCCCGGACACUCUUUACGUGCUCGGCCUCACCUACAACAGCGCCCGCCUCUGGUGGUACUUCGGUUGUUACUUCUGCCUGCCCACCGUCUUCACCAUUAUCUGCUCGGUGGUGACCGCUCGUAAAAUAUCCAGGGCUGAGCGCACCAGCGUCCGUGGCAACCGCAAGCAGAUCCAACUGGAGAGCCAGAUGAACUGCACGGUGGUCGCAUUGGCAAUCCUGUACGGCUUCUGCGUUAUUCCCGAGAACAUCAGCAACAUAGUUUCGGUGUACAUGGCUACGAGCGUGCCACGUCACACGCUGGACAUCCUGCAUCUGGUGAGUCAGGUGAUGCUCUUCUGCAAGUCCGCUGUAACACCCGUGCUGCUUUUGGUGCUUUGUCGGCCCUUCGGCAAAGCUUUUCUGGACUGUUGCUGUUGUUGCUGGCCGGAGUGUGGCACGCUGAAGUCGUCUGAUGUCACGAGCGAUGACAACGAGCAGGAUGGCACCACCGAACUUGAACUCUCACCCUACAGCACCGUCCACAGGGAGGCGUCUAGCUUUCCGGCAGCGGGAACACACUGCUGAGGUUGUACCCUACCUGUAAGGAACUUAAUGCCAGUGUAGGUUUUACCAAGGGCUUUUUGCUAAAUAAGAAAAUAUGUUUUUUUAAGCAGAAACUGCUUAAUGUUAGGUUAUGUUUAUCGAAGGAGAUGCCCAUAAAUGAUGUGAAAAUGGGGACUUUGAGCCACACAAUUAUUAAAGAAUGGUUUAAUGAUUUAAACACCCUUUACUGUUUACAAAUGAACCGAGAGUAUCAUGUAUAGUUUGUGGAACAAUUAUAGAAGUAUAGAAAGAUAUGAAUUAACUCACAAGCUUGUGUUAUUUUUGCACAAUUUUUUUUGCCUUUCAUUAUGUUAAGUUUUAAUUUGAUUGUUGAUGUAUUUGUAUUUAUGUUUAGGCUGUUUUUAAAACUUUUGGAAGUAAUAUAUAGAACAUAGCUGUAGUUUAUUAAGGACAUUGGCGAUUCUUGUGAAUCGGUUAAGUCGAGUCUAGCGCCCUUGCUAUGUAAGUAUUAAAUUCACUAUUUGCAGAACUUGUACAAUGCUCUACAGUUCGCUCUCCACCUGUUGGAAAGCACUGAAGCACCUGUUGUUUUAGCCAAAAUAUGUCACUUUAUAAUAAAAAACCUUAAAAGUC
Paramisgurnus dabryanus is the source of this 2693-nucleotide messenger RNA. RefSeq names its product G protein-coupled receptor 37a (gene gpr37a). Lineage: Eukaryota; Metazoa; Chordata; Actinopteri; Cypriniformes; Cobitidae. The record is from RefSeq and is a predicted model, not a curated record. Gene Ontology annotation, cellular component: plasma membrane; signaling receptor complex. Gene Ontology annotation, biological process: adenylate cyclase-inhibiting G protein-coupled receptor signaling pathway; positive regulation of MAPK cascade. Gene Ontology annotation, molecular function: prosaposin receptor activity; G protein-coupled peptide receptor activity.